Messenger RNA from Populus euphratica (Euphrates poplar), 1211 nucleotides. Its product is annotated as 4-hydroxybenzoate polyprenyltransferase, mitochondrial-like. NCBI's taxonomy places the organism in Eukaryota, Viridiplantae, Streptophyta, Magnoliopsida, Malpighiales, Salicaceae. The record is from RefSeq and is a predicted model, not a curated record. Gene Ontology annotation, biological process: ubiquinone biosynthetic process. Gene Ontology annotation, cellular component: mitochondrial inner membrane. The coding region runs from base 31 to 1194 and encodes 387 amino acids. The transcript has 9 exons. Gene Ontology annotation, molecular function: 4-hydroxybenzoate polyprenyltransferase activity.
AUUUCAAAACUGGAGCUUUCUCUCCUCAAAAUGGCGUCGUUUUUACUCCGUCGCGCUUCCUGUAGCGCCACCAGGAUCCUGUCGUCCGCACUCUCUCUGCCAACCGCCACCGUAAUCCCCAAAUCGAACCCUAGCCCUAAUUUUAUCUAUCACCACUAUGUACUUCACCAUUUCGCUCAGUUUUCCCGCCAAAAUAAAAUUCCUAGCCCUUAUUUAACCUUCAUCAAGGAAAUCUCCACUAUUCCAAGCACAAAAGAAGAGAAAGAACAGAAGCGAAACAAUGGAGAGUUGCCAAAAAGAGGAGAGAAGUCUUGGAUUGAUGUCUAUUUGCCUAGACAAGUCAGGCCUUAUGCACAUUUAGCUAGGCUUGAUAAGCCCAUUGGGACCUGGCUUCUUGCUUGGCCUUGUAUGUGGUCAAUCUCAUUGGCAGCAGAACCUGGAAGUGUACCUAACUUUAAGAUGAUGGCGUUAUUUGGUUGUGGGGCUUUGCUUUUAAGAGGAGCUGGGUGUACUAUAAAUGAUUUGCUAGAUAGAGAUAUUGAUACGAAGGUCGAAAGGACAAAGCUAAGGCCAGUUGCCAGUGGUCUUUUGACGCCAUUUCGAGGGCUUUGUUUUCUUGGUUUUCAAUUGUUUUUGGGUCUUGGGAUUCUUCUUCAACUGAAUAAUUAUAGCCGUAUUUUGGGAGGUUCAUCCUUGUUGCUAGUCUUCUCAUAUCCCCUUAUGAAGAGAUUUACAUUUUGGCCUCAAGCAUAUCUUGGUUUAACAUUCAAUUGGGGAGCUUUACUGGGUUGGUCUGCAGUUAAGGGGAGUCUGGAUCCAGCUAUUGUGGUACCACUAUAUGCUAGUGGAGUAUUGUGGACCCUGGUGUAUGAUACAGUAUAUGCUCAUCAGGAUAAGGAAGAUGAUCUUAAAGUGGGUGUUAAAUCGACGGCCUUGAGAUUUGGGGAUUCAACAAAGGAGUGGAUCACUGGGUUUGGAACUGCAUGCAUUAGUAGUCUUGCCCUCUGUGGAUUCAAUGCGGAUAUUGGGUGGUCAUUUUAUGCAUUUCUGGCAGCUGCUUCGGGUCAAUUAGCUUGGCAAAUAUGGACGGUUGACCUAUCAUGCCGGGCUGAUUGCAAUAGAAAAUUUGUGUCAAACAAAUGGUUUGGUGCCAUUGUUUUUAGUGGCAUUUUAUUUGGUAGACUUUGGUCAUAGAGAUAUUUUUGAAAAAU